This is a messenger RNA of Aspergillus saccharolyticus JOP 1030-1, 3802 nucleotides long. RefSeq names its product ATP-dependent RNA helicase ECM16. The transcript is spliced from 2 exons. Gene Ontology annotation, molecular function: RNA binding; ATP binding. Lineage: Eukaryota; Fungi; Ascomycota; Eurotiomycetes; Eurotiales; Aspergillaceae. The record is from RefSeq and is a predicted model, not a curated record. Gene Ontology annotation, biological process: maturation of SSU-rRNA from tricistronic rRNA transcript (SSU-rRNA, 5.8S rRNA, LSU-rRNA). Gene Ontology annotation, cellular component: nucleolus; intracellular anatomical structure. Bases 92 to 3757 code for a protein of 1221 amino acids.
CAUAACCCAAUUUUCUCCAAUAUUUAUCCAUCUUGCGGUCAUUCGAUCCUGGUUAAUCGAGUAGGAGCAAGCGCUUCUGCUUCCAGGCACCAUGCCCAAGUUUGUUCCUCGUCAGCGGAAGCAAAAACAUCGGCAGCAAGUGGAGUCAACUGGAGUAGACACCAAUGCCGCCGAAAUUUUGCCCAUCUCCAAAAAUGAAAAGGAAGCAAAGCGCCAGCGGCUGAAGGAGGAACUCAAAGCGCAGAACCCUGCUAUCUCCUCCAAAAAACAGAAGCGCCUGGAUAAGUAUAUCGAAACAAAAUUGAAGAAAGAAGAGAACAUUGAAUUGUUGAAAAAGCUCGCGCAAAGCAAGAUCGAUACCUCCGCUCUCCAAAGUUCGAAGGAGCUCGGAAAGCGCAAAAGACCUGAUGAGAGACCGCCGCGACCAACCGUCGCCGGCCACAAUGCUCGCCCUGUCCACGAGUACUCCGACGAUGAUUCAGACGAUUCGCUACCUCCAGCCAAGUCCAUUGCCGUCGCUACUAUACCAGAUACAUUUGCAAAUACAUCUGCAGAGCCACAGAACGUAGGCAGCGGCUUGAAGCGCCCACUUGAAUUAGGUCCAGAUGGGUUCCCGAUUCUCAAGAAGCGGAAGCGCGCACCGAAGAAACCAAUGAUCACGAUAACUAUGCCUGAAGUUCCAUGGGACGGUUUUGGCUCAGAUGAUGAAAACUCAGCAGAUGAGCGCAAGAAAUUAAAAGGCGAGGCGGCUGAACAAGAAACCAACCGGGACUCAGAUGAAACGUCCGAGGAUGAUGACACUAGUAACGAGGACAGCGAAAGUGGGAGUGACCAGGAAGACGAUGAGGAGGAAGAAGGAGAAAGCGACGAGGAUGAAGACGAAGAUGACGAAGAUGAUGGAAAGGAUGACGAAGAUGAUGAAGAGGAUGACGAGGAUGACGAAGACGAUACAGGUGAUCUCAGCAAAGUCAAACCACGACAGUCCGCAUUCAAGGAUUGGGCUAGGCAGCAGAUCAAUGAAGCGGUGGGAUUCAAACCUGCGACAGUCCCAAUCGUCUCCGAACCAAUGCCUUUCAUCCCCGAACCCAAGAAACCCGUAAGAAAUACCGUUUACGAGGAGGAGCCGCUGCCCCGAGAGCUUCAAGUCACCACCGGAGAUCCUAACCGCAAGGCGUUCAGUGUCCAAGUCAAUCGUUCUGAGGAGAUACAGAAGGUACGUGAAGGCCUGCCUGUUGUUGGAGAGGAGCAGAAGAUCAUGGAAGCCAUCUACAACAAUCCUUCGAUCGUGAUUUGGGGUGCGACUGGUAGCGGAAAGACCACUCAGCUACCCCAAUUUCUGUUCGAAGCCGGCUACGGUAGUCCUGAUAGUCCCAACCCUGGGAUGAUUGCAGUUACCCAGCCGCGCCGAGUCGCUGCUGUCAGUAUGGCGAAACGUGUAGGCGAUGAGAUGGGACAGUUUUCCGACCGUGUGUCUUAUCAAAUCCGGUUCGACAGCACGGCAACCAGCAAGACUGCUAUCAAAUUCUUGACCGAUGGUAUCCUCAUCCGAGAAAUCGCCGAAGACUUCUCACUGAGCAAAUACUCUGUCAUUGUGAUUGAUGAAGCCCACGAACGAAGUGUCAACACGGAUAUCCUCAUCGGCAUGGUGAGCCGAAUCGUCGAUCUCCGGAAAUCUAUGAGCGAGGAAGAUCCGUCUGUCAAGCCUUUGAAGUUGGUCAUCAUGUCUGCUACCCUGCGAAUUUCUGAUUUCACGCAAAACCCCAGUCUAUUCCGCCAGGGACCACCCCCACUAGUACAGGCUGAAGGUCGUCAAUAUCCCGUCACGAUUCACUUCUCUAGACGCACUCACCGUGAUUACAUUGAGGAGGCCUUCCGCAAAGUAUCUCGAGGCCAUCGGAAGCUACCUCCAGGUGGUAUCCUUGUAUUUUUGACUGGACAGAACGAGAUCCGCCAACUCUCCAAGCGUUUGAAGCAGGCCUUCAAGCCUACCCAGCGAGGAGACCCAAACCAGGUGAAGGUUCAAAUCUCGGCCAACGAUGCGCCAUUAGAGGCCGAAGAUCUGGAAAUCGGCGGUGCCGAUAUAUCUGUUCCUGGCGGUGAAGGAGAUGAUGAAAGCGAUUAUGAGAUUACUGGUUUGGAUGAGCCUGACAGUGAAGAAGACGAAGAGUUCGACUUAGGUGAAGAGUCCAUGAGCUCAUCCACUCGGGUUCACGUACUGCCCUUGUACUCCCAGCUCCCUACCAAGGAGCAGCUCAAAAUCUUCGAAGAGCCACCGGAGGGCUCGCGUCUCAUUGUUCUGGCUACCAAUGUGGCAGAGACCAGUUUGACGAUUCCUGGCAUUAAGUACGUGUUUGAUUGCGGCAGAGCCAAGGAGAAGCAGUAUGAUCUGUCCACAGGAGUGCAGAAAUUUCAGAUUGAAUGGAUCAGCAAGGCUAGUGCAAACCAGCGAGCAGGUCGUGCUGGUAGAACUGGUCCUGGCCACUGCUACCGUCUUUACUCGUCGGCAAUCUAUGAGAACGAGUUUGCCGAGUACACCGAACCGGAGAUUCUACGCACACCGAUCGAAGGUGUCGUGCUGCAGAUGAAGAGCAUGGGUCUGCACAAUGUCAUCAACUUCCCCUUCCCCACGCCCCCUAGCCGUCAAGGCCUGGCCAAGGCCGAAAAGCUCCUGAAGAAUCUGGGAGCUUUGACCUCGGAGGGCAAAAUUACCCAGAUUGGUAACCGCCUUUCUACCUAUCCUCUAUCUCCUCGGUUCGGCAAGAUGCUUUACGUUGGUCACCAGCACGGCUGCAUGCCGUACGUCAUUGCCCUCGUUUCAGCUUUAGCAGUCGGAGACCUCUUUGUUCCCCAGAGUCAGAUUGACCCUGUGCCACCCAGAGCCAACGAUGAUGGAGGCGUAUACACCAACGCGGAUCGCCUCGAGGACACGGCUCGGGAGCAGCGCCACAAAGACUACGCCCGGGUCCAUCGUCUUUUUAGCAAGCACGACGACACCUCUGAUGCAAUGAAAUACCUGUCAGCCAUCUGCGCCUACGGGUACGCCUCCGACGGCGAUUCGUUCUGUGAAAAGAUGUUCCUGCGUGCCAAGGCCUUCAAGGAGGCCACUCAACUCCGUCGUCAACUCACGGAUAUUGUGCGAACCAACAACCCUGGUCUCGUCCCCGCAUAUCAAGCGCGUCUGCCGGAGCCGUCUGAGAAGCAGGUCAAGGCGCUCAAGCAGAUUGUCACCGCGGGUUUCAUUGACAAUGUGGCCCUUCGCGCAGAUCUGGCGCCUGUACCCCCGGAGAUGGCCCGGACACCCAAGCGAGCAAUCGACGUCCCAUACUUUACGCUGAUGAAGUCCCGCGAGGGCCCGGGCUUAGAAGUCACCGAGAAGUGCGUCUAUGUGCACCCAUCCUCCAUCCUUGCGCAGAUGUCGGCCAAGGAGAUGCCGCAGUACAUUGUCUACUCCCAUCUCCAACAAUCUUCCCCAUCAGUGGUGUCAGCAGAACAGGCACCCAAGAUCCGGAUGUACCCCCUGGCUACUCCGAGCGGACUGCAGCUCUCUGCAAUCGCACACAACACGCCGCUAAUCGAGUACGGCAAGCCGAUAGGAAAGGCGGAGACUAUUGAGGGUAUUCCCGAGCGACGCUCCUGCUGGGUAAUCCCGUCGCUGGUGGGUGAGGCCGGCGGCUCCAGGUGGCCUCUGCCCGCGAAGAAGGUCAUUCAGAGGAAGGAUCCGAAGGAGGGAUGGGUGAUUGAGAAAUUUACCAGCUGAGCUAUACAUAGAACAUGAAGCUUGCAAGCAAAAAGUUAAGAUGAU